AUGGCGGACACUGCUCUCAGAACCUUUUCUCUGGAGAACGAUGUACUGGAGGUGUCACCUCAAGACGAGAUCUACAGAUUUGAUGCCGAGGAGAACAGGCGAAUCAACCGCGAGUCUCCGUGGUCCACUGAUCCCCAUUACUUCAAGACAUGUAAAAUAUCAGCUGUCGCUCUGAUCAAGAUGGUCAUCCACGCACGAUCAGGUGUGCCGUACGAGAUUAUGGGGCUUAUGCAAGGGAAAGUCGUCAAAGACUCGCUCGUCAUCAUGGACUCUUUCGCAUUACCGGUGCAGGGAACGGAAACGCGGGUUAACGCCGCGAAUGAAGCGAACGAGUUCAUGGUGCAGUACAUUGAAGGGAGUGAACGGGUGAAAAGGAUGGAGAACGCCAUCGGCUGGUAUCACUCGCAUCCCGGCUAUGGAUGUUGGUUAUCCGGUAUCGACGUCAGUACGCAGCUCAACAACCAGAAGUUCCAGGAUCCUUUCGUUGCUGUUGUGAUCGACCCCAACCGUACCAUCUCAGCUGGCAAAGUCGAUAUCGGUGCCUUCCGAACAUACCCUGAGAACUAUACCCCUCCAUCAGCCUCUGCCUCCGAAUACCAAUCCAUCCCGCUCUCGAAGAUCGAAGAUUUCGGAGUGCACGCGAACCAGUACUAUCAGCUUGAAGUGCAGAUCUUCAAGAGUAGUCUCGACACGGAGCUUCUGGGCUUGUUAUGGAACAAGUACUGGGUCAAUACGCUCAGUCAGAGCCCACUCAUCUCAAAUAGGGCAUACGCCGUAUCACAAUUGUCCGACUUGCACCAGAAGCUCGCAAAGGCUCAGAGCUCUGUGCAGAACACUCGUGCACCUGAGCCAACUCUCUCGACUGAUAACUCGGCAUCCGACAAGAAAAAGAAGGUCGGCCGAGGCAAAGAGGACAACCAACUCGCCAAGAGCGUGAAGGACAGUACCAAGAUUGCGAUUGAAGCCCAACAUGGUCUUAUUGCACAGGUUAUCAAGGAUGUCGUGUUCUCUCUAAGACCAGGGCAACUUCCUUCCACUGCUGUGCAGGACAUCUCGGAUGUUACAGACACGACGAUGGCGAUCGGCUAA
Messenger RNA from Punctularia strigosozonata HHB-11173 SS5, 1089 nucleotides. Its product is annotated as Mov34-domain-containing protein. The transcript has 8 exons. Gene Ontology annotation, molecular function: protein binding; deNEDDylase activity; metallopeptidase activity. The coding region runs from base 1 to 1089 and encodes 362 amino acids. Gene Ontology annotation, biological process: protein deneddylation. Gene Ontology annotation, cellular component: cytoplasm; COP9 signalosome. The record is from RefSeq and is a predicted model, not a curated record. NCBI's taxonomy places the organism in Eukaryota, Fungi, Basidiomycota, Agaricomycetes, Corticiales, Punctulariaceae.